AUGAAGAGCACUGAGACUCAAAGCUUGGUGUCAGCUGAAUCCGCUGAUCAGAUGCGUCAGCAGCCAGCAGCCUUCCUGGCAAGCCUUGAUUGGCAGAAGUUCGAAGCAGCUGCUCUACCCUUGACGAAGAUCUACAACCCACCCCAGCUGGUUAGCACCUGUAAGGGGUUUGGUGCGCGCGUCUCCAUGUGCGGGAACUGCCUGUUUACGCAUCGUGCACCUAUCUGUGCUAAGCCGCAGUUUCCGUGCUGUUGCGCCAGCGCGGCACAAGGCCGCGUCCAGGACUUGGCACACGUGAAGCUUUCCGAACCAGAUGAGUGGUUUGUGAAGAUGCUCAGCGUUGAGCAUCCGAAUACUCCGGACUUCAUGAAGGGGAUCUUUUGGAUGGAGGACAACUAUGCACCGGAAGUGCUCCUGACUUUUCAAGAUAUGGAUUGGGUGUCGGGAACACGCGGGUACUUCAAUCCAAAGUACAGUUGGACGAAUGAUCCAACUUGCAUCGGAACACUCUGUUUGUGCAUGCAUCUCAACAACUCUCCACGCUCUGCAUGGCCAUUCAGUGUGUCACCAAACGGAAAGUGGAUCAACAUUAACCCGCAGUGGAUCUACAGACCUGACGAGGGCGAGAAAAUCACUCGACCAGAUGGCUCUGUUGUGGAGAUGGGGCGCGGGGACAUGAUUCGAGUGAGUUUUGCGAAUGCCAGUGAUCCGACAUCAGGAAUGAACUAUCAGUACCUCGUACGCCUAGUGGCUUACAUGGAAAAUGGAAAACUCGUCAAGACCAAGGCCUACGAUGAACUCCGCCGGAGAGCAACAAUGCCAGACACAAUUGGUAGUUGCUGCGGCUACUACAACUGUUCCGCUGUGGGAGACAAUUACAUUUUCGAUGCUUACGAACCAUUGUCAGAUCAUCAGACGAUGCUGUUCCCGCCGCCUCUGGAAGUCAUGUGGCCCGACUCUGUGCCGUUGUCGUGGUUCCUGUUCUUUGCACCAGCUGCAUUUCACAUCCCCGCCAUGAAGAGCACUGAGACUCAAAGCUUGGUGUCAGCUGAAUCCGCUGACCAGACGCGUCAGCAGCCAGCAGCCUUCCUGGCAAGCCUUGAUUGGCAGAAGUUCGAAGCAGCUGCUCUACCCUUGACGAAGAUCUAUAACCCUCCCCAGCUGGUUACCUCCUGUACGGGCCUUGGUGCUCGUGUCUCCAUGUGCUGGAACUGCCUGUUUACGCAUCGCGCACCUAUCUGUGCUAAGCCGCAGUUUCCGUGCUGUUGCGCCAGCGCGGCACAAGGCCGCGUCCAGGACUUGGCACACGUGAAGCUUUCCGAACCAGAUGAGUGGUUUGUGAAGAUGCUCAGCGUUGAGCAUCCGAAUACUCCGGACUUCAUGAAGGGGAUCUUUUGGAUGGAGGACAACUAUGCACCGGAAGUGCUCCUGACUUUUCAAGAUAUGGAUUGGGUGUCGGGAACACGCGGGUACUUCAAUCCAAAGUACAGUUGGACGAAUGAUCCAACUUGCAUCGGAACACUCUGUUUGUGCAUGCAUCUCAACAACUCUCCACGCUCUGCAUGGCCAUUCAGUGUGUCACCAAACGGCAAGUGGAUCAACAUUAACCCACAGUGGAUCUACAGACCUGACGAGGGCGAGAAAAUCACUCGACCAGAUGGCUCUGUUGUGGAGAUGGGGCGCGGGGACAUGAUUCGAGUGAGUUUUGCGAAUGCCAGUGAUCCGACAUCAGGAAUGAACUAUCAGUACCUCGUACGCCUAGUGGCUUACAUGGAAAAUGGAAAACUCGUCAAGACCAAGGCCUACGAUGAACUCCGCCGGAGAGCAACAAUGCCAGACACAAUUGGUAGUUGCUGCGGCUACUACAACUGUUCCGCUGUGGGAGACAAUUACAUUUUCGAUGCUUACGAACCAUUGUCAGAUCAUCAGACGAUGCUGUUCCCGCCGCCUCUGGAAGUCAUGUGGCCCGACUCUGUGCCUCCCAGCACAGGCUGA
Molecule: messenger RNA, 1995 nt
Organism: Symbiodinium natans
Lineage: Eukaryota; Dinophyceae; Suessiales; Symbiodiniaceae
Source: the annotation of a GenBank genome assembly